This is a messenger RNA of Ectocarpus sp. CCAP 1310/34, 2812 nucleotides long. The record is from the annotation of a GenBank genome assembly. Lineage: Eukaryota; Phaeophyceae; Ectocarpales; Ectocarpaceae.
CCUCCCGCCGCCGUCAGAGUUACAAAGUGCAAGUGUGCCCUCACUCGCCUCCUCAACCCACUUCCCCCAUCGCCGCCUCGCCGCACACUGGCUUGCCGCAAAAUCAGCAUGCCGAGCCCCGAAAGACCUCUGCUAGAGACCAUAGCCAAGUUCCCCCUCUUCGACUGGAUGCGACCGAAGCCACGGCGGGAAGUUGCUCCCGGCGAUGGUCAUCAUUGCGGUUCAAGCGAUUUCGGGAGCAGCAGCAGCAACAACAACGCGGCAGUCAGCACCUGUUCUCCGCGGAAACUAAGGACCCCUCGCCUCUCUGCAGAGGAGAGUACACUGUUGUCCCGGACAGCGCCGAUCAGCACAUGCACGUCCAACAUCUCGGCCGUGUCCUGGUCGGAACAGACCACCGUGGUGGGCAGCAGUGAUUCGUCAACGGGAGCGAGCGGGAUGGCCGCCUUCCCUCGCCUGGGGCACAAGUCAUCACCAGAGCUAAAGCUCGAUAUCGUUGCAGGGGAUGCCCCCGCCGCCGUCCUGGAGACCCGACUCACGGUAGCUCCAGCGCCCACCCCUGCACCGCCGAUGGACAUCCCUUGGCGACUGCUUGACCCGGACUCGGCUACUACCCCCAUGCAAGAGGCUCUCAACCAUUCUCUUGGGCAGAUGGAGUUACGAAUGUCGGGCAGGCACACCACCAAGAACUCAACCGCCUGCAGGAGAAAGGACUACAGCCAAUUCCACCGCCGGACGCAGUCAGCCUUGCCCGUCAGCAGGGCGGACGCGCCCACCGUCGAUAUCCGCCCUACCAUCCCGCUCGGGGGGGGAGGGAGAGUCGAGAACGAUGACGAUGACGCGGGGGGCGCCCCGUCGUCGUUCUGGAAGCUGACCCCACCGGCGCCGCGGCCUAGCGGGGGCAGCGGUGCCGUUGCGCAUGCUGCUGUUAAGAGCCGGCCGCGUUUUGACUUUCCAAACAGCCCCCGCGAGAGUCGCCCUGCUGGCAGGGGGCACUUCGGGUUCGAGGGAUACUUCGCUGCCGAGUCGACGGCUGCUGCCGAAUCUGCUGCUGCUGCUGCUGCCGCUGCUGCUGCUGCUGACGCCAAGGCCGCGGAGUCGUUGAGGCCGUCUUACAAACGACCAGAAGAUGACUUGUGCGUUGAGGGCGGUGUGCCUGUUGAGGAUGGCUUCGAUGAUCCGGAUAGUACCUGUAUGUUCGAGUUCGACGACAUGUGAAGAUGCGAGUGAAAAGGCGAGGGCCUCAGCCCGAACAGGACCCCGCCGUCGGGUGUGUUCUUAAUUAUAUGGGUCGACGAUCACUUAUACGAAACUGCCUGCCGAGUUCUCGUUUUUUGACGGGGCUCUGCGGUUGUGUACAUUCUUGGAGGUUGUCAUGAGAGACGGGAGGGAGGGGGGUGACAACGUGACGCGGUACUUCCUUGUAUUGGUGUGUGCGUGAUUUGUCGCGUCACUUGUUGUCUCCUUAGCCCUGCACGCCGUGCGUAGUGACCAAACCUUCGCACGGACGGGUAUUCAACGAGGGGAGCUGGCAGCUUGGACUUGGCCUUAAUGUGACGCCUUUUAAUAGUCGUGGUUUCAACGGGCGAGGUUGUAGUGGUUGUAAUGUUGGCAUUCAUAUUCGAAUCAUUUGGUCGUUCGGGUGUAUUUCGAUAGUGCCCCAUUGCUGAAGACGGCGCACACAGGAGGUCGUUGGUGCACCUCAAUUUUCAAGGUCGUGAUCGAUUCGUUCGUUGUCCGUCACCAUGAGCUUGGGUGGGGAGACUGUGUCGAGGGAGGGGGGGGUCGUACUCGUAGUUGUGUUUAGUAAAUGUAGGCGGGGAGCGGGGGUAGGCGGGACGGGGCCCUAGAAGCCCUCUACCCGCGGUUGUGGAGACGGAUUGUGAUUCCUCCCCGGCUAGCCUGGGAUAUUCAGUUGCCGUGUCACCUGUGUUGUUUUCGUGAUUUCCUUAGACGCUUAUGUGUUGCUGUGACGCUUGAAACGUGCCUUUCUUUUUUUCGGUCUGGUACUUGUUUUCUUUUGCCAUGUUUCGAGCGUUUUUGUUUUCGACUAUUAACCAAACAAUUAUUUUACGCGUUACAUAUACGUACACGGCAACCCAGGCGUUCUUGGGGAGAACAUGCCGGGCUUGUCUCCUGUGUUCAGUCUCUUCUUGCAAGGCACACUUGUGUCUCCCGUGUGUAUGUCUGAGUGUGUUGAUCACUGUAUCUUUCUACAGGCAUGUGGCCUACAGAUGAACCUGCCCGUUCGUCCUAGCCACCCUGUGUUGUCGGGGUCUCAUCUGUGUUGAUUCUCCACUUACUUCUUUUAACUUCCACCAAGUAUGUCGUCCAUGUGCGUUUCCCCAUAGAUUUCGGCUGGGAGAAAUGUGUGCGCGUGCUGCCUAUUAUUCUUGCCUGUUGGUUGUGCUGAAAAAAUCGUUGUUCGUGGGGUCCAAGGUUUUGAGGUCUAGUACGGAACGUUGGCUAGGCCUUCUUUUGCGUGGGGCUGUCGUGACGUGUACCCAUGCCCACGCGUCGCCCUUCUGUUCGAGUUUCGUAUGAAUGUCUAGGAGUUGCAAAGGGGAGGGCGGGUAGGGGGGGUUCGAGCUUUUCAGAUUCAUUUCGCCUUUUUUUCUGUUGGCUGUCUCGGUCCGCUAGGGAGUGUCAUUUUGUGUUUUUUAAUUGACAGCCUUUGUGGUGUCUGCGAUGUUUCGGCGUUUCAACCGGUUCAGGGUGAAAAGGAAGGGUUGUUUUAGCUCGUCGUCGAAAGCGUCUGGCGGUAUAAACUGGCUGCUGCGAUCGAUCACAAAUCUGCUAGGAGACCAUUCGU